This is a messenger RNA of Didymodactylos carnosus, 702 nucleotides long. The record is from the annotation of a GenBank genome assembly. NCBI's taxonomy places the organism in Eukaryota, Metazoa, Rotifera, Eurotatoria, Philodinida, Philodinidae.
AUGGGUUAUCCAGAAUGUGAUGGUCCACAAGAGUCACCGAUUCAUAUUAAUACUGCGAAAACAGUAUAUACCGACUAUCCUCCUUUUGAGUUCUCACAUGCCCUUGGUAAACUAACAACGGUAACAUUAACUAAUAACGGCCAUUCAGUACCUGGAACCUUAACAAAUACAAAUAUUUUACAUCAAAAACAAUAUUAUAUUAGCUUUGGUGGUUUACACAAUGGAGAAUAUUAUCUUGUUAAUUUUCAUAUGCAUUGGGGAUCAAGUGAUGACGAGGGCUCUGAACAUGAAAUCAACGGGAAAAAGCACGUGGCGGAAGCACAUUUUGUUUUUAGAAGUGAUCAAACAAAUGAAACAGCUGUAUUGGCAUAUCUUUUUGACGUAUCGGAUAAUGAAAAUGCACAAUGGGCAGAAUAUGUUUUAUAUGCAAGUGCUUUAAAAAAAGUAAAUCAAACCAAAAUAUAUACGACAAACAUUAAACAAUUAAUGGACGGUGGUAAACAUGAGUUUUUGCGGUAUACGGGUAGUUUGACAACACCACCAUGCACCCAAGGUGUUAUCUGGACGAUAUUUACACAUUCGAUUCACCUUAGUGCUGCCACUUUUCAGCUACUUAGAGAAAAUGUGUUUAAAACAUGUUUUCGUCCAGCACAACAACUGCAUAAACGAUUGGUACAUAGAAAUUAUCAUAUUAAUUUUUAA